Messenger RNA from Sebastes umbrosus (honeycomb rockfish), 6159 nucleotides. RefSeq names its product SH3 and PX domains 2Aa (gene sh3pxd2aa). Gene Ontology annotation, molecular function: phosphatidylinositol binding; protein binding; superoxide-generating NADPH oxidase activator activity. Bases 1060 to 4665 code for a protein of 1201 amino acids. The transcript has 16 exons. Lineage: Eukaryota; Metazoa; Chordata; Actinopteri; Perciformes; Sebastidae. Gene Ontology annotation, biological process: superoxide anion generation. The record is from RefSeq and is a predicted model, not a curated record.
AGAGACUGGAGACACUGGAGAGAGACAGACACUGGAGAGAGACUGGAGAGAGACAGAGACUGAAGAGAGCCUGGAAAGAGACUGGAGUGAGAAUAAACUGAUCGGAGAUCCCGUUAUAUCUCGCUGUACCUCUUGUUGUGCAGACAGAGCGGGAUUAAGAACAUUUAAAGUAACAAUGCACAUAAUUCAGACCUAAAAAUAAAUGAUUCAUAUUGUCAUAUAAGCGGGGAGGAGAAGUUGUGGAGCCCGGAGGAGAGGAGGAGGAGAGGAGGAGGAAGAGGAGGCGGAGAGACAAUAUGACAUGAGUGAACAGAGUGAAGAAGACUAUAAACCCGGCUGGUUAACAACCGUUGCUUCAUUAAUGAUGUCACACCAACAGCACGUUCCUCGUGCAGGAAGUCACAGACAAACAUAUUUCUCCACUAGCUUUAUUCCAAGUAGCCUCGAGGACGUGCGCGUGAAGCCCAUCCCACUCCGUUCCCUAAAUUCAGUGCGCGUGCUGUAACGCAGGAGGCGUUUGGCGCUGGGGGGGGGGGUUUCUACCGGCUCCUCGCGCUCAGCUCAGCUCAGCCAGCACCGGUAACCUCCAGGUGUGCUCAUGCUCCUGUAGUUCUCCUCUAGCUGGCAUCAGACACAAAGGAACAAGCUGCACUUUUUUCCUUCUAUUUUAAGGUGACCGCCUUCAACAGCGCGCCGUGCCGUGCCGUGCCGCGCCGUCCCGUCCAGCCUGUGUGUGUGUGCGGCUGAAGGCAGCGUGAACACCGCUCUCUGCUCGGAUAUAUUGGUCUGUGUCUGUCUCACCCAGAGGGGAUCAGUGCAUGCUCUAACGCGCCAUCGAUAAGUUCCUGAUCAGAUCGAUCGAUGGUCUGAUGGUCGUUGCGUCAGCGGAGGAAGUCUGAAGCCGAGCCGAUCUCCUAAUGGACCGCUGGAUUGUUAACAUGACACAGCGAUGAGCGUUGUGCUCCGUCUCCCGUGCUACUAGAGACAGCCUGAUCUGAUCUGAUCUGAUCUGAUCUGGAGCCGCAGCAGCUGCCUGUCUGUCUGUCUGUCUGUCUCUUCAUGCAGAGCCUCUGCAGGGUCAAGAUGCAGUUCCGGACUGUGCUGGACGUCAAAGUCGUGGACGUGGAGAAGAGGCGCAAUCCGUCCAAACACUACGUAUAUCUCAUCAAUGUCACCUACUCUGACAACACCUCCCACAUCAUCUACAGAAGAUACAGCAAAUUCUUUGACCUACAGAUGCAGAUACUUGACAAGUUCCCAAUUGAGGGAGGGCAGAAAGACCCAAAGAAGAGGAUCAUCCCAUUUCUCCCAGGCAAAAUCCUGUUCCGGAGGAGUCAUGUGCGAGACGUGGCCAUGAAGCGGCUGCGUUUCAUCGACGACUACUGCAGGGCGCUGGUGCGACUCCCCCCUCAGAUCUCUCAGAGCGAGGAGGUGCUGCGCUUCUUUGAGACGAAAGCCGAGGACGUCAACCCCCCAGUGGAGGACUAUGGCUCCAAGCGCAAGUCGGUAUGGAUGUACGGCUUUACAGACAGCCCGAGGAAAGAGGCCUCAGGGAUUGACAGCUCGGAGCCCAUGGUGCUGGAGCAGUACGUGGCCGUGGCCAACUACGAGAGGCAGGAGAACUCGGAGAUCAGCCUCAAGGCCGGCGAGACGGUAGACGUGAUUGAGAAGAGCGAAAGCGGUUGGUGGUUUGUCAGCACAGCAGAGGAGCAGGGCUGGGUGCCAGCCACAUACCUAGACUCCCAGAAUGUAACCAGAGACGAUUUGGAUCUGGGCACUUCCAGGACUGGAGAAGUUACUAAGAGACGCAAGGCGCAUCUGAAGAGGCUGGACCGCCGCUGGACCCUCGGGGGUAUAGUCAACCGCCAGCAGAGCAGAGAGGAGAAAUACUUGACGAUACAGCCGCACACCAGUCAAGGGAAGGAUGAAGUCAGCUUUGAGAAAGGGGUCACCGUGGAGGUCAUCCAGAAGAACUUGGAGGGCUGGUGGUACAUCAGAUACUUAGGGAAAGAGGGCUGGGCCCCUGCCUCCUACUUGAAAAAGGUGAAAGAGGACUUCUCCCCCCGCAAGAAGACCCUGACAGGCCCCGUGGAGAUCAUCGGCAACAUCAUGGAGAUCAGCAACCUGUUGCAAAAGAAGUCGGUCAGCGAGAAGGACAUCCAGACGGACGGAGAGGGGAGCACCACGCCGGAGCGUCACAUCUCCAAGAGCGAGAUCAGCCUGCCCAUGCCCUAUAACUCUGAAAUCAACGCCGAGACGGGCAGGAGGCUGAGCGCGGGCCGUGACACCAACAGUCCGUGUCUGGGAAUAGCGGCGAGUGCUGCCCUGAAUGAAAAUAAAGCGAGGGGCGAGCCCGGGUCCCCAGCCGUUGCGAGAGUGGCACCGCACAGAGUGGAAAUCGGCUUUGAUGCUAUAGGGUCUCCAAAUCUGAGACAAAAACCUCCCCCGCGAAGAGAACCCAACUUGGGAUUCCAGUUACCCAAGCCACCAGAGCCCCCUGCUGUGGAAGCAGAGUAUUACACCAUAGCAGAUUUCCAGUCCUCCAUCUCUGAUGGCAUCAGUUUCCGUGGAGGACAAAAGGCUGAUGUGAUAGAGAAGAACCCUGGAGGCUGGUGGUACGUGCAGAUUGGAGAGAUGGAGGGCUGGGCCCCCUGUUCCUACAUUGACAAGCGUAAGAAGCCAAAUCUCAGCCGUCGGACCAGCACCCUGACCCGGCCUAAAGUCCCACCCCCAGCUCCGCCUGUCAAAAAACAAGAGUCUGAGGAGGCUCCCCCUCCUACUAACUCUGCCUCCAAAGCCUCAGAGCCGCCAAGCAGGCCUGUGUACGAGGAACCUGAAUAUGAUAUUCCUGCAAUCGGAUGCGAAGGUGAGUCGGACACAGAUUCCCUGGAUGUGAAGAUCAGCGGCGUGGUCGGCGACAAGUACCGCAGCUCCCCUCCUUCCAGCAAGGCCUCUCCUCCCGUCUGCAAGGCCUCUCCUCCUUCCUGCAAGGCCUCUCCUCCCGUCUGCAAGGCCUCUCCUCCUGUCUGCAAGGUGUCUCCUCCCGUCUGCAAGGCGUCCCCCGUGUUCAGCCAUCGAAGAACUUCUUAUAGGUCUGUAGAGGAGGUUGGAAAAGAGGAGUGUAUCUAUGAGAACGACGGCUUCAGGCAAAGCAGUGGUGCUCAAAGAACUUCGGUCAAAGGUACCAGCGAGCCGAAUUCCCCAAGGAGCUACCAUUCCUCCACAGUCCCGCGCAAACCAUCCGGAUCUUCACCUUUAGCUGGUAGACCCAUGAAGACCAUGACGCCAGAGAUGAACCGGAGAAGCCAGACCCUGGGCAGACACAUAGAUAUCAGCUUCAGGUCACAGGACAACAGCCCCCACUCUUCAUCAGAUGAAUUGACCAGAGGCCCCAAGAAAGGCCAUGCCUUCAGCCGGGAUGUGGAGCAGAGAAUCGGUCAGAGCCCCUCCACCAGGCCCAAGCCUUCUGUCAGACCUAAACCACUCUUGACCAAAUCAGAGCCUCAGAGUCCUGAGAGGAUGGACAUCGGCUCUUUGAGACGGCAGCUGAGGCCUACGAGUCAGUUUCGGCCUCACAGCCUCAAACCUACUCGCGGGGACGACUCUGAAACAGCCUCUGUCAUCUCAUCAGAGGACUCAAUGUGUUCGCGCAGUACCUCAGAUCUCUCUUCUGUUUACUCCAAAGGGAGCCGUGGUGACUCGGACGUGGAAUGCCCCAAUCUCUACCGCUCCCUGGAUGCUUACAAGAAGGUCCAGGACUCCGAGAUCAGCUUUCCAGCUGGGGUGGAGGUCGAGGUUCUGGAGAAACAGGAGAGUGGCUGGUGGUACAUCCGUUGGGGAUCUGAGGAGGGCUGGGCUCCCUCGUACUACCUGGAACCUGUCAGACAUGUGGUUGACGCAGUUGGGUUAGACCUAGAUGGACAUGGGAGUGGCGGCAGUAAGUCCAACAGCCUGGAGAAAAACGAGCAGCACGUUUUGGCCCUCAAUAACAUCAACAUUCAGGGCCAGCAGCAUCAAAGCUUGAGAAGGAACACGCCGCCAAUUCCUUCUAAGCCUCCCGGUGGCUUCUCGAAGCCGUCCGGGAUGGUUAAUGGAGGUGUUCGGAUGAGGAACGGGGUACGCCAGGUGGCAGUGAGGCCUCAGUCUGUAUUUGUGACCACAACACAGCCAUCCAAGGAUGGACACUACAUGACGGGGUCUCUGAGGCGAAAUGACUCUCUUGGAAGAAGCGAUCACUAUGGCUCUGGUUCUGCCACUCUCGGUGUCCGCCGAAACGCCUCCUUCAGCACCGUGCGGCCCCAUGUAGUCGUCGAAAGUCAGAGGCCUUCUGAGCGGUCCAGCCUGGGGUCCUCGGGGAGCGCAUUCAGCACAAGCAAUGUCCAGGACGCCCUGAGCAGAGUCAACCAACGCAACGGCAUCCCAGUGUCUACAGUUCGACCCAAGCCCAUAGAGAAGAGCCAACUGAUCCACAAUAACCUCGGCAGGGAUGUGUACGUGUCCAUCGCUGACUACCGCGGCGACGAGGAAACAAUGGGUUUCACUGAGGGCACCUGUCUGGAGGUGUUGGAGAGAAACCCCAAUGGAUGGUGGUACUGCCAGGUGCAGGACAGCCUGCUUCCCCGCAAGGGCUGGGUCCCCUCUAACUACCUAGAGCGGAAAAAAUAAAACAACAUCCUUCCCCCAAAAACCCUUCCCCCCAACCUCCCCCUUUUGAUGUCUCCAAGGACGUCGGUGGCAUCACUCCUUAAGAAUGUUACCCGCAAUCUCCCGUAAGCAAUAUGUCCUUGAAAAUGUACAUUUAUGGUUGCGUGUAAAAAAGAAAGAUGUUUUAAUCUGACAAGGAAGGACACUUUUAGUGCUGGUUUACUAAAACGUAUACGAAGAGGAGUGUAAAGAUUUUAAAUAUUUUAGCCGGGAAUGAGAGACAGAAAUGUGGGACUAGUCAUCCGUGAGUGAGGAAAUUUAAAGAGGACGGCGUCUUUGAGUUCUAAAAUGGUAUGAAUGGGAGCGAUAACCUCUUAAAGAGGUUGGCAUCAUGUAAUACAGAAGUUGAGCAGGGUAAUGGUUAUGCUUAUUCCUGCCCAUCACUGACUCUGAUGGCCGAUAAGUGCCUUUUGUAUUCGAUCACCUGAAUGGAGGUCCUAAAUGGUGGAUGGCAAAACAUUAAAUCAACCAAAUCUUUUAAGAGUGCCAUAGGCCUACGAACACCACCGAGAGUAAUUCCAGAACCAAUUAAGAGCUCCGCUAUAGAGUGCAAACAAUGUGCAAAGUUUCGGUAUAGAGUGCUCUAAUUGGUCCAACACAGAUGGAAGAAAGAAAAACAGAGAUUUAAGUGACUCCGUCACCAGAGAACUUAUUUGUUUUAAGUCAUCAAGCAAACUAAAAAAACAUUUUAAUCUUGUUAUCGGUAUUUUUUUUAUUUAGUUUCAUUGUUCAUGUUAUAAUGUCUUGUGCUGAUGCAAGUCUUCCUUAGAGAAUUAUUUCUGCUUUCUUGUGACAUCUGUUUUCCACCGACAGCCGAGAAUUGGAAAAAGUUAAAGCUCCUGCCUCACGUCGUGUUCCAUCUGACACAAAAUAUACAGGAGGUGCUCAGGUUUCAUAAAUUGGCAUAAUUUUGUCUUUCUUUGAUCCUCAAGCCCCAGAAAAAAUAUGUUAAUAGUCAUGCUUUUAAUCCCAGAUGUAACUAUCUGGCAUAACAAAUGUAUUUAAAAAAAAAAAAAAAACUGUGAAACUUGAAAACAACAGUCAGAUGUUUUAGUUUUAUGGAAAUCAAAGGAACAACUUGUAACUUCAUUUCCAGAACAAAACCACCUCAUAUCUAGGUAGCUAAUAAUCUCAAAAGAUGAAAACAAUUACCAUGGUUUAGGUUUACCAUAGUGCUUUUAGUCCCAGGAAUAUUUGAUUUUGUAUAUAUUUUGUUUUGUAUACAUAUAAUUAUACAGCUGUUGCGGAGAUGUAUUGAAUAAGUACUGGAAAUGUGGUGAAAUAAUUGAAUCCCAGGGACAUAAUUGCAUCCCGAAAUGUGAUCAAACCAAAGAGAAAUGUCAUUUCAUUGGCUAUUUUUUGUGUGAUUUUUACUAUUUAUUUAUGGUACAAGUAAUACAGUGUAUUCAACACAAUGCCUAAAACGAGUUUUCUGAACUGAAAAAAAAAAAAAAA